AUUGGUUCUGUACGGCGCGAACAACAGUCGUUAAAUUACGGUUCUGUAGUGAAAAUAUUGAACUAAAUAUGGCUCUAGCUACGGAACGAAAAGGUUCAGUGACAGAGAAUAUCGCAGAAGAACAGCCACUCAAUGAAAAUGAAGAAAAAGAUGAAAAGAAAAGUUGCGGUGGAACUUGCUUAUAUAUAAUUAAAAACAUCACAGUAGAACCAACGAUGGUUUUGUUUAUAAUUGCCGCAAUUCUCACGUUACAAACAUCACAGAAUUUGAGCUUGGAUAAAGCGUGCAGAGUAAAUUUAAAUUUUACAACAGAAAUUUGUGAUUCUUUGAGACAACAAACGUUGGAAAGCCAAAAUGUAUAUGAGUUGGAAACCCAGAAAUUAUUGGCGACUUAUCUUCCCUACAAAACUUAUAUUCAAGCGCUGAUACCAAGUAUAUUAGCACUAUGUGCUGGCUCAUUCUCAGACAAAAUUGGACGAAGGAAGAUCUUUCUUAUAGUAGCAACAACCGGACAAAUUCUAACAUGUAUCAGUAAUUUUAUAAACAUUUAUUUCUUUUACGAGCUAAGUUUGGAAGUGCUCAUAUUCAGUGAAGCUUUGAUUGAUUCUCUAUUCGGAAGUUGGUGUCUUCCUUUAUUUACAAUGUUUGCGUACAUCAGUGCAGUUACAAGAGAUGAUGAACGAACAUUCCGAAUGGGUCUGAUACAUUUCAGUAUGACUGUUGGGUUUCCAAUAGGGAUGGGCCUCAGUGGGGUGGUGUUAAAGAAAACAGGCUACUACGGUUGCUAUGCAAUAGCAAUGUGCAUGGCUAUCAUCAAUUUUAUGUACAAUUCUUUUGUUUUAAAAGAUCCUGAGAGGAGUCCAGAACAGAAAGAGCACGACAAUCGUGGAAUCUGCUACUUCAUGCGCGAGUUCUUCGAUCUGUCUAACAUCCGCGAUUCACUUCACGUCGUGUUUAAGAAAGGGCCCAACAACCGGCGCGUACGCAUGUGUAUAAUGAUGCUAGGCGUCUGCAUGUUGUUUGGACCUCUAUUUGGUGAAAUAAGCAUAUUGUACUUGAAUACAAGGUUUCGCUUCAACUGGGACGAAGUCAGUUUUAGUAUUUUCCAGACUUACAACUUCAUCACGCAUACUAUCGGUACCAUAUUCUGCAUACUAGUGCUUAGCAAAUACUUGCAGUGGCAUGACUCCCUCCUGGGUAUUAUCUCGUCUGUUAGCAAGAUCAUGGCGUGCUUCUUCUACGGCUUCGCCACUACUGCCACAGUGUUCUACAUUGGACCAAUCGUUGAAAUUCUAAAUGGGACAUCUUUGCUUGCUUUGAGAUCCAUGGCGUCAAAAUUAGUAGCACCUAAUGAAUUGGGUAAAGUGAACUCAAUAUUUGGAUUAUCAGAAAACAUGAUGCCCUUAAUAUUCGUCCCGUUGUACACGAAUGUAUAUAAAGCCACCAUGGAGGUCUUCCCAGGAGCUGUGUUCCUAAUGGGAGCUUCCUUGGUCCUACCUGUUCUCAGUGUGUUUAUAUGGUUAUUUGUCGAGCACAGACAAAAUGUAACUAUGCAACGUAGAAACGCAGCUAUGUUAUCAAGAGGAACAUUCAGCAGUGACCCAGUUGGCGAGGUAGACACCGAUACAACAAAAGAAAAACUUAUGCCGAUAAGUUAGAAGAGAUUUUAAAAAUUCCUAAUAUUUAGUUACAAGUUAAUCAUUUUAAAGCGGAAUAACUGCGCCUAUUAGAAUACAUUGUAGACUAUCAUACUCUUCUAUUUGGGAAGGUCAUCCCGAGUGAUGGCCAUGCAAAAGUACCUGUUCAACACGCCUUUUUCUUUAUUUUGGGUAGCGCCAAGUUUCCACCUGAAGUAGCUUUGGAAUUGUUACUAUAGCCAGAGCUCCUUAACUCGCUCAAGGUUUUUACCGACGUCGGCACAAUCGCUCACACAAGUCUUUCAUUUAUAAGCAUUCGGCUCUGAACGAUUGCACUCGGCAGGCAACGUUAUUUUCACCUCUCUGAGCGCGUGGUUAGGUUCCUUUUUCCUCGUAGUGAGUGCCUGGUGUCAUUAGAUUUAGUUGGCUAUUAUUGCGUAAGUAUUUUCGAUUUUGUAUGAGAGUAAUGUAUCUGUUAUGUAGCAACUAUUAAGUAAUCUGUGUUAUAAAUGUACGUAUAUUUUAUAUCGAGUCUUAGAUGUACUGAAAAUGAAACUAUUUUUUCGGAUCUAACUAACGUGUAUUUGCUUUUUCAAACAAACCAAAAUUCCGGUCUCUUUACAGGACCCAUAUAUAUAUAAUAUUUACUCUGUGCUAUGGCUAUAUAUGCAAGAAAAAACUACGAGGUUCUAUAUAUUAUUCUGUAGGUAACUAUUAUUACUUAAAUGUUUACACUAAGAAAUAUAAUACAAUUUAAUGGUGUUUGUAAGCUAAGAAAGGUCUUAAAACCCCAUUAUCGUCCCUUAAAACAAUAUGGUAGUAAAUCGUAAUUUUCUAGAAAAUUUAUUAGACUAUUUUUUUAACCGUUUCGUAAUUCAUUAGAGGAAUCGAGAUGCGCGAUUGAAGCGUAAGCACUUCUGCAAUAGUUUUAUUUAUUUAAACAAUUUAUUUAUUGUUUAAUUUGAAUGCGCCCUAACACUUGAUCCGUAAUGUCAACUUCCAAGGUAUGAAAUACAAUGCUGCACUUUAGAACUUUUCAAGACUAGACCAGUGUGUACCCACGUAUGUUAUUAUAGAAACGUGCAACAUCAGAUGAGAUGGCGACUAAGUGUUUCUCCAUUUAAAAAAUGCAUAAAUUUAGUUUUAGAAGGUCAUCAUCGGUCUCGGACGCAGCGAAAUUUGUUUAUUUACUUUCGAAAUAUUUAUAGAAAUAAGUAUUG
This is a messenger RNA of Hyposmocoma kahamanoa, 2857 nucleotides long. RefSeq lists its product as uncharacterized. The coding region runs from base 69 to 1658 and encodes 529 amino acids. Gene Ontology annotation, biological process: transmembrane transport. Gene Ontology annotation, molecular function: transmembrane transporter activity. NCBI's taxonomy places the organism in Eukaryota, Metazoa, Arthropoda, Insecta, Lepidoptera, Cosmopterigidae. Gene Ontology annotation, cellular component: membrane. The record is from RefSeq and is a predicted model, not a curated record. The transcript has 7 exons.